AUGAAUUUUGGUGAUACUGAUCUUACUAAUAUAAAGAUUGUUACUCUACCUCUAAAAACAACAUCAAAACUUCAACCAAUGAACUCAGAUAUUAUUGCUGCCUUCAAACACCAUUACCGUCAUUUUCUGUUGCAACAUGCUCUUGAUUGUGACAAGGCUGAAGAAUUUGAUAUAUAUAAAAAUGUCACAAACUGUUUCUGUCAUACUGGCCUGUUUGAUUAUGAGAUUUCUCCUACUAUACAUGAAGUCCAUCCAAAUAAUGAAAAUUCAUCUGUUAUUGCAGAUUUAGAAGAGUUACUGAGAUUAUUGUCGCCUUGCCACUCCAUAAGCCUUGCCUAUUAUACAAACUCACCAGAAGAGAUGGAUAUGGUACAUCAAGAGUUUACAGAUGCUGACUUGCUAGAAUCA
Messenger RNA from Racocetra persica, 408 nucleotides. Lineage: Eukaryota; Fungi; Glomeromycota; Glomeromycetes; Diversisporales; Gigasporaceae. The record is from the annotation of a GenBank genome assembly.